Molecule: messenger RNA, 4816 nt
Organism: Scleropages formosus (Asian bonytongue)
Lineage: Eukaryota; Metazoa; Chordata; Actinopteri; Osteoglossiformes; Osteoglossidae
Product: electrogenic sodium bicarbonate cotransporter 1-like
Exons: 26
Coding region: 344-3586 (1080 amino acids)
Biological process (GO): monoatomic anion transport; regulation of intracellular pH; transmembrane transport
Cellular component (GO): plasma membrane; basolateral plasma membrane
Molecular function (GO): sodium:bicarbonate symporter activity; solute:inorganic anion antiporter activity; monoatomic anion transmembrane transporter activity
Source: RefSeq, a predicted model, not a curated record
ACGCUGCAGCACGCGGGCGGAGCGCGAGGGUAACACUGCUCACGCAAAGCUCAGCGGCAUCGCCAGCGCCGGGCACGUUCGCCCGGAAACCCUUUUAAAAUUUAGGGUUUUAGAACAGACCAAGCAAGAAGUUAUUCCCUUGCGAGGUCAGGCUUUUCUCUUUUUAAACUAGUAUAACUAACCGUUGUGCCUCAUAAUUUGUGGUUUUCGUUCGGAAGCGGAGAAUAUUUUGUACUAACUAAGUUAGUAAAAAGUUUGAGUGGCAGUGCGAAACGGAUUUCGGAACACAACUUGUCUGUCACGAGGAGGAAAAACCGUGCGCUUGAAGACACAACAAAACAGCAUGAGCGUCGACAAGAGCAAGGUGGAGGAUGAGGCAGUGGUGGACAGAGGAGCAUCCUUCAUCAAGCACAUCUGUGAUGAGGAGGAGGUGGAAGGUCACCACACAGUCUACAUUGGCGUGCAUGUGCCCAAGAGCUACAGGAGGCGGAGGCGCCACCGCAGGCGGGCCGGCCACAAGGAGAAAAAGGAGAAGGUUACGGAAAAUGCCAAUGACAAAUCUGAUGGGGAGACUGUGGAGGAGGCUGGUACCAGCAUCCUCAAACCACUCAUAUCCCCUGCUGCUGAGCGGAUUCGCUUCAUCUUGGGUGAGGAGGAUGAUGGUCCUCCGCCGCCUCAGCUCUUCACUGAGCUGGAUGAGCUCUUAUCUGUCGAUGGACAGGAGCUGGAGUGGAAAGAGACGGCCAGAUGGAUCAAGUUUGAAGAAAAGGUGGAAAAGGGUGGUGAGCGGUGGAGUAAACCUCAUGUGGCCACGCUGUCCUUGCAUAGCCUCUUUGAGCUCAGAACCUGUAUUGAGAAAGGCACAAUUAUGCUGGAUAUGGAAGCCUCCACACUUCCCCAGGUUGUUGAAAUGAUCACUGACAGCCAAGUGGAGAGUGGUCAGCUGAAGUCUGACCUGAAAGAGAAGGUGAUAUACACCUUGAUGCGCAAGCACCGCCACCAGACCAAGAAGUCCAACCUGCGCUCGCUGGCUGACAUUGGAAAGACUGUCUCCAGUGCAAGCAGGCUGUUUUCCAACCCAGACAACGGUAGCCCUAUGACUGCUCACCGAAAUUUGACUUCAACCAGCUUGAAUGACUUCUCUGACAAACCUGAGAAGGACCAGCUAAAAAACAAGUUCAUGAAGAAGGUGCCCCGAGAUGCAGAGGCAUCCAAUGUCCUUGUCGGAGAAGUAGACUUCCUGGACAGUCCUUUCGUGGCUUUUGUACGCCUGCAGCAAGCAGUCAUGUUGGGUGCCUUGACUGAAGUCCCAGUACCAACGAGAUUCCUGUUUAUCCUGCUUGGACCCAAAGGCAAAGCCAAAUCCUACCACGAAAUAGGAAGAGCAAUAGCCACCCUCAUGUCCGAUGAAGUUUUUCAUGACAUUGCAUACAAAGCCAAGAACAGACAGGACCUUCUAGCUGGCAUCCAGGAAUUUUUGGAUGAGGUCAUUGUCCUCCCUCCUGGAGAAUGGGACCCAGACAUCAGGAUAGAGCCUCCAAAGUCACUUCCAUCCUCAGACAAAAGAAAGAACAUGUAUGCCACUGGAGACAAUGUACAGAUGAAUGGGGAUGCCCAACACGACGGUGGACAAGGCGGAGGAGGAGGCCACCAUGUCAGCGAAGAACUUAAGAAAACUGGAAGAUUUUGUGGUGGCCUUGUGCUUGACAUAAAGAGGAAAGCUCCCUUCUUCGUCAGUGACUUCUACGAUGCAUUGCACAUUCAGUCGUUGUCAGCCAUUCUCUUCAUCUACCUGGGAACAGUGACCAACGCCAUCACAUUUGGCGGGUUGUUGGGGGAUGCUACAGACAACAUGCAGGGUGUGCUGGAGAGCUUCCUGGGCACAGCAGUCAGCGGGGCUGUUUACUGUCUGCUGGCCGGCCAACCUCUCACCAUUCUCAGCAGCACGGGCCCAGUACUGGUAUUUGAGAGACUCCUCUUCAGUUUCAGCAAGGACAAUGAUUUUAACUACUUGGAGUUCCGGCUGUGGAUCGGCCUCUGGUCGGCAUUCUUCUGCCUGGUUCUGGUUGCAACAGAUGCCAGCUUCCUGGUGCAAUAUUUCACCCGCUUCACAGAGGAGGGUUUCUCUUCACUCAUUAGCUUCAUCUUCAUUUAUGAUGCCUUCAAGAAGAUGAUCAAGCUGGCCCAUCACAACCCUAUCAACCAGGGUUUCAACAUGGACUAUGUGACGCAGUACGACUGCCGUUGUGUGACUCCUUCUCUGGGCAAUGACUCAGAGCUUUAUGACAGUCUUUUGGAUGGUCCAAUGAUGAUCAACAGCACAAAUUUGUCCCGCAAUAUCACCUGGUCAUCCCUAACCAAGAAGGAGUGCUUGAAGUACGGAGGGCAGCUCGUGGGCCAAGCCUGUAACUUUGUCCCCGAUAUCACCCUGAUGUCCUUCAUCCUGUUCUUUGGCACCUACUCCUGCUCCAUGGGUCUGAAGAAGUUCAAGACCAGCCGCUUCUUCCCCACAACUGUGAGGAAGCUUAUCAGCGAUUUUGCAAUCAUCUUGGCGAUUUUUGUUUUCUGUGGUGUGGAUGCCCUGGUUGGUGUGGACACACCUAAACUCAUUGUACCAAGUGAAUUCAAGCCUACAAGCCCUCACAGGGGCUGGUUUGUGCCCCCGUUCGGAGGUAACCCCUGGUGGGUGUACCUUGCAGCAGCCCUCCCUGCUCUCCUUGUCACCAUCCUGAUCUUCAUGGACCAGCAAAUCACAGCUGUCAUUGUGAACAGGAAGGAGCACAAGCUGAAGAAAGGUGCUGGUUACCACCUGGAUCUCUUCUGGGUGGCUAUCCUCAUGAUAGUGUGCUCUUUCAUGGGGUUGCCCUGGUAUGUUGCUGCUACAGUCAUAUCCAUUGCCCACAUCGACAGCUUGAAGAUGGAAACGGAGACGUCAGCCCCUGGCGAGCAACCCAAGUUCCUUGGUGUGAGGGAGCAACGAGUGACAGGUGUAUCUGUUUUCAUUCUUACUGGGCUGUCUGUCUUCAUGGCUCCAAUCCUCAAGUUCAUUCCCAUGCCAGUGUUGUAUGGAGUAUUUCUCUAUAUGGGAGUGGCGUCUCUCAAUGGCGUACAGUUUAUGGAUCGCCUCCAGCUGCUGCUCAUGCCUGCAAAGCAUCAGCCGGACCUGAUCUACCUACGGCAUGUGCCCCUGCGUAGGGUCCACCUCUUCACUUUCAUCCAGGUUCUCUGUCUGGCUCUCCUCUGGAUCCUCAAGUCCACUGUGGCUGCAAUCAUCUUCCCAGUUAUGAUUCUGGCACUGGUGGCUGUGAGGAAGGCCAUGGAUUACCUUUUCUCUCAACAUGAUCUCAGCUAUUUGGAUGAUGUAAUUCCUGAGAAGGACAAGAAGAAGAAAGAAGAUGAGAAGAAGAAAAAGAAGAAGAAGGGAAGCAUAGACAGCGACAUUGAUGAUUCUGACUAUCCUUUCCAUGAAAACAUCCCCAGUAUUAAAAUCCCCAUGGACAUGAUGGAAGAAGAGCCUUUCUUGGGUGGUAAAAUACCUAACAGAGAAAAGUCAUCCUCUUACCUUGACCCACACUCAGCCUGCUGAGGGACCACAUCAUUUCCAGGAGGUUUAGUCCUGAGUCUUUAGAGAAGAUGUGCCUCAGAAGAGAAUGAAACCCUGAACAGGGAGAGAAAACAACGGGUUCUUGCAGUGAAACUGAGGGUCCAAGUUGUCUCUUCACCCAAAAAACACUCAACUGUGGCCACUGGGCCUGCCAGCUUUUGAAGACCUCCCCUGUUCAGUUAGUUCUUCUCUGACUCCUGCUUCCACAAUAAAUACAAAGUAAAUUGUGUUGUUACAGUGACAGAUUUAGGAAGGAUGAAAACUUGAAGGAUUUCUCCUUACUGCUGCUUUCUUUUAACAGAACAAACUGAACGUUGACUGAACAAAGACUAAGACUUUAAUUUAUAUAGGAUGCCAUAUCUAACAUUUAGAGAAGCAUGGUAGAUGUGGGAAAAACAUGGUCUCAACUCCCUCUCUUUUCUUGCACUGCCGUUGUACACACAGCAUUCUUACUAUGCAAACUCCUCUCUGUCUCUUAAUGUAUGGUAAAAGUGUAGCUCAGCAGCACAAUGGAUUUUCCUGCUGAUAUUGUGGGCCUUAUCUUAACUUCUAAUUUUCUCAGUGAAACUACUGUAAUUAAGUUUUCCUGUAGUAGGAAAAAUGUAUUUCUGUAUAGCUCUACCUCUAAGUACCCAAGCAUUCUGUAAGAAGAAAAAAGUUGACUAAUUUGUAAAGAGCACGACAUAGGAUUUCAGUAUUUGUGAUCUUUCAGUGAGCUCCUUAUACUUUAAUGGGUUAAUGUAACGAGUUAAAAGUAUCACUAAAGUAGGCAAUGUAACUAGAGAGAACAUGGUUUUUUUUGCAUGUUGUAGAUUUUUUACUUGUAGAGGAUUUUAUUGAUGCAAUUCAGAAUGGACAGACGCCACCUAUAUCCUAUAGCAGUUUAUAUUAUUGGCAUAUUAACGAAACUAUCUGCAAACGUAUUUGAUUUUUUAAUGAAAAUGUGACUAAAGGAUGCAGUCUGAUUUUUGUUUAACAAAUUAAAUACAUCAUAACAUCAACUUAAAAUCAAAGAAACCAUGAUGCAGAAUGUUUAAUACCUAAGUUGUAAUACAUAUGAAUGUCAUAGGGUAGUGUUGUAGAUACAUUUACCUGCAUUUUAUUAAAUGUUUAUAUGUAAUUAUUGUGAAGAUAUCAAUGUAGAUAUCACUGAAAUAUUUUACUUUACAUAAAGGGUUCCUCUUUUGGUAAGAGUGUUUAUAAAUAUUAAUA